Zonotrichia albicollis (white-throated sparrow) is the source of this 5296-nucleotide messenger RNA. RefSeq names its product 5-hydroxytryptamine receptor 1F (gene HTR1F). Gene Ontology annotation, biological process: adenylate cyclase-activating adrenergic receptor signaling pathway; positive regulation of MAPK cascade. The record is from RefSeq and is a predicted model, not a curated record. Gene Ontology annotation, cellular component: plasma membrane. Gene Ontology annotation, molecular function: G protein-coupled serotonin receptor activity. Lineage: Eukaryota; Metazoa; Chordata; Aves; Passeriformes; Passerellidae.
UCAGUUUUGGCGGGGGCAGCGCCGGCUGCGGAGGGAAAGGCUUCGCUCUCCGCGCUCCCGAUGCGUAUGGAGGAAUCCUCGUGAAAACAGCGUCCGAUGUUUCCCACCCCCCCCCAAAAAAAAUCCAAACCCAAACAAACCACCUACUUGGAUAAUUAAAACGGUUUUUGGCAGUAUCCAGUGUUGCUAAGGCUGAUUGAAUUCCUACUACCAGUCCUAUUCCCAGAGGCAGCUUUUCCAAGGUGAUUCCUGACACAGGAGAUGGUAACUGCUACGGGUAAAGACCAUCUUUAAAAGGGAACAUGGAUUUAAUAAACUCAACUGAACAAAACAGUACAUCAGAAGAACCUUUCAAAUGGGCGACAUCCAAGAUUCUCAUUUCCAUUACCCUCUCUGUGCUGGCUCUAAUGACAACGGCCAUCAAUUCUCUGGUGAUGACUGCAAUAAUUGUGACAAGAAAGCUCCACCACCCCGCCAACUAUCUCAUCUGCUCUCUUGCAGUGACUGACUUCCUUGUGGCAGUGCUGGUGAUGCCCUUCAGCAUUGUCUACAUCGUGAAGGAGACCUGGAUCAUGGGCCAGGUGGUGUGUGACAUUUGGCUGAGCGUGGACAUCACGUGCUGCACUUGUUCCAUCCUGCACCUCUCCGCCAUUGCUUUGGACCGGUACCGAGCGAUCACGGAUGCCGUGGAAUACGCCCGGAAAAGGACACCUAAGCACGCUGGCAUCAUGAUAGCAGUUGUAUGGAUCAUAUCCAUUUUUAUCUCCAUGCCACCUUUGUUUUGGAGGCACCAGACAACCAGCAGGGAGGACGAAUGCAUCAUCAAACACGACCACAUCGUUUUCACCAUUUACUCCACGUUUGGCGCCUUCUACAUCCCGCUGGCCUUGAUCCUGAUCCUGUACUACAAGAUCUACAAAGCAGCAAAGACAUUUCACAGGAGAAGCGUCAGCCGGAUCGUGAGGGAGGAGGGCGUGAACGGACAAGUCCUUUUGGACGCGGGUGAAAGAAGCACCAAAUCAGCUUCAAUGCCCAGCACAACAGAGAAGACCUCAGAUCCCCUGGUGAGCUCUGAUAAAAUCAACAUCACCCUACGAAGUCCCAGGUCUGAAUCCAAGCACGAGAAGUCCUGGAAAAAACAGAGAAUCUCCAGCACGAGAGAGCGAAAGGCAGCAACGACGCUGGGUUUGAUCCUGGGGGCAUUUGUGAUCUGCUGGCUCCCAUUUUUUGUAAAAGAAGUAGUUGUUAAUACCUGUGAAACGUGUCACAUCUCAGAGGACAUGUCUAAUUUCCUGGCAUGGCUGGGAUAUAUAAACUCCCUUAUUAACCCUUUAAUCUACACCAUCUUUAAUGAAGAUUUCAAGAAAGCCUUCCAGAAGCUUGUACGGUGCGGGCAAUACCUUUAAGAGCUUUUGUUCAUAUAAGAGAACACAUUCAUUGUUUUUUAACCUGUAUAAAUUUAUAUAACUGAGAUGGCAUUUGUUGUAUUUAAGGCAAAGCACCAGGACUCUGUAUUUGCAUUAUACUGACUUUUUUUGUAUAGGUAAUAUUGGGAGCAUUAAUUGCCCAAGUUUUAAAGAGAUGGAUCAUCUGGGAUUGGUUUUGCUCUAGAAAAAGAGGUAGCUCUGAUCCAGUUGGGAUUUGCACAGCUGCCUAGCUUGAAGCAUAAGGUAUUACCUUAAAUAUGAAGGAAAUAUGCACUUGAAGUAGAUGAAGAAACAAAACUUUUUUAAAAGUAACCCUCAGUCAUCAAUGAAAUGUUAAGUAAAACAAAACACACAUUUUAAACCCUACUGAUAUAAGAUAGAAAAUAUACCAUAUAAUGACCACAUGAUUUUAACAGUCUGGCACAGGCCUGCAGCAUAGAGCCAAGCCAUUCUCAGCCAAGGGUAGUAGCUUUAAAUAUAUCUACCAUCAUGCUAAGUCAGUGAGCUGCAGCUCUGCCUUGCUCCACAACCCAGCAGCAGGCAAGGGGCUCUCAGCACCCCAGCAGCAGGCAAGGGGCUCUCAUGGCUUACCAGUUUCAUAGCAAGCCAGUGUUGGGAGCCCCCUGCCACUGCACACCCACAGAAGAUGUGAGCAUAACACCGAGGGAAACAGCCAAACAUCUGGGGCUCCUCCAGUGAGCUGGUACACGGAGUGCCUGGUGCUCUGAGACACCACCUGUGAGGGAAAGGGAAGGUUCAUAAAGAGCAGCUGGUUCUCCUUGGGCAGAUAUUAGAGGGGAGAGAAGCAGGAGACAAGGAGACACUCCUUUCUCCAUGUCCUCACACCAGGCCAGGCACAGAGCCUGUGACCUGCAGCACCAACCCAGGCACAGCUCAUGCCAGGGCUGAGCACUGCUGACAGAGGGUGGCUCAGUAUGGUUUGAAGGACUGGGGCAACUCCAGCUCAGCAUGUUCAGCCCUCCAUCCUCAGAAGCCUGAUGCCCCUGAGCCUCUUCUCAACUGCCCCAAGCACCAGGGCUGUGCUGCCUUCCCAAGCAAGUGAGAAAGCACCACAGUGCUGGCAGCGUGGGUGUCUGGAAAAGGCUGUGCAGCACCUUCUGCAGCAGGGGAAGAGGAAGUGACCGCAGUAUGCACUGCACACCUGGGCAGGGAAUCCUGUGGGAUGCUCACCUCUAAACUCCUCCUUCCUCCAGAGCAUCCAUCCACAUCCCCAUUCCCAGCAGAGUUAACAAGGCAUUACAGAAACUCCAGCCCACCCUAAGUUACUUAGUCAAAUAUGACCUCUGUGAACAAAUCCCUUCCAAGGCCUGAAAGAUGGCAGCUUGGCCAAUCCUGACCAACAUGCUCUAGAUGCCAAGCCAUGAAGCUGUUAAGAGCCACACCAAAGCCCAGGUUUUGCACUUUUCAGGACAAACAGAUUCAGGCUGUGUCACUAAGAGCCCAGAUUCAAAUUCUUUGUCAGACAUUCAGUGCUGCCUCACAGGAACAGAGACUUGAAACUCCCUACAGGGAUUACAAACCACACUGUCAGCAGCAGCAACCUCCUGCAGAGGUUCUCCAGUUUGGCACCUGGGCCACCAGCCUAGGGACACCACAAAGGAACUGAGAAAUGACAGCACCAUGGUCACCUUUAGGUGGGGAAAGGUGUCACUGGCCCUUGCAAUUGCUCUUCCAAGAGACUUUGAGUGGUUUGUAUUAGAGAAAAGAGUCACUGUCAUUUGUCUCUCCCCCUCUCAUUCCUCUGUAUACAAACUCUGGAGUUUGUAAUAAUUUUUGUGUUUUCCCUGCUGGCUACCAGCUGACACAACAGCUGUCAAAAGGGUUUCCUGCAAGAUGACGAGGUUUGAAACUUGAGAUACUGAACUAAUUUGUUUCUGUCACUUACAGCUUACUGUAUUCUGCUUCCCCAUCGAGGUCCAAAUGAAAUGCUAUUCAGAAUUAGCAGAAACAGUGCAUUUGCUGUUGAUUUUAACACAGCCAGGGAUCUAAUGGAAAGCUCACUUGUCAUGCCAUGGAGCCCUAGCACAGCAGUGGCACAGCUAAAUUUUGAAGAUACUGGGAUGCGAUGGAGGGGAAUUGGCUCACGCUCAGCGCAAGCACAAGCUCACGCUCAGCACGCUUUAUUACCAUUGCAGUCAGAGCACAGCCUCUGCAGCCCCCAUGACCUCAGCACUGGCUGCAUUAUGCUGAGAGAAAAAAUUGCUCUCAGCAUCAGCUGUGCUCUGCUAUCUCCAGAAAGAGCCAUGAAUUUUAGCUUUCCAAAAGGAUUAGCAAAUUAGCAGGAGGCAGCACAGAAAAUCCCACAAAAUUUUUCAUUCUUGAAGGCCUCUGUUCCCACAUUUCCUGAGUCACAACCCUGGGUGUCUUGGGGGAAUCCAUUCCUCUCCCCCUGCCUCUCCCUUUAUGGCUGCUGGAGUACAGACUAUAUUGUUUAUCCUCUUACUAGGAAGAUGUUUGACAAUAUCUUGUGAAAUCAAAUUGGAAGGAAAAAUAGGGGCUGCUUUUCAGGAGAAAAGAUACUUAAAAUACUCAUUUAAAUAAUAAUGGGUGAAGCUGAAAGAAGGAACCAUAUGUAGAUAAACAGAAAAUAUCUGUCAUUUAUGCACUGUUAACAGUAUUAUACUCUGAAACUAAUUAAGCUGCUAAACAUUUCUCAAGAUGCAGGGUGGUUUCUUCUGUACUGUUUUCACUGAGCUGUAUCUGCUCACCAUUCAGCACAGCGGUGGGAGAGGCAACUACAAGAAAUCUGAUCAAACAAGUGGGAAGUUAUUCCAUUAAAAGCACUUGCAGCUUGUGGACCAUCAUUUUUUGGUGUCUGACUGCGACUCAUCAGUCGUUCCCUCACAGAACCCACUGUGCCAAACACUUCCCCACACAGCACCACACAGUAUCAUUUCAUCCUUAGCAUUCACCCAUGCAUGUGAUGCAUCCAGAAAAAAUACAAGAAUUCCCCUUUCAAAAUGGAUAGACAUUAAGAUGUCUGCAGGAUGCUGCUUUCCCUCCCCGUGAAGCACACAGGCUUCCACUGGACCUUCGCACCAGGUUCAAGGAGCACAAUUUUAAGCUCUGGAGCUAAGAUUUUUUUUUUUUGCAAGUAGUUCUGUGCCCUGUGAGAGUUCAGUCUCAGCAAAGAGAAAAAAAAGUGUGUCUGGUUUCCCACCUCUGCCAGAAGACUCUGAGUGUGUAUUUCAGGGAAAGGGUUUACAUGUCCUCCAGAGUUUGCACAGAGCUUCCUGAGUCCCUGUCACUGCUGCAGCUGCCCUCCCAUUGCUGUUUGCUGCCCAUCCAUCAGUUACAUUUAUUCCAACACUCAGAGAACUGGAUUUCGAGCACCUGACCCACUCCCACUUCAGCUUUCACAGAGAAUUGUUCCUGAAGCAGCAGUGAACACAACAUGCAGCUCAGGUGGAUGGUUUUUACAAACAACAAGCAGUCAGAUACACCUCGUUGUGCUGCACUCAUUUCUUUGCCUUUCCUCCCUGCCAGAUGCUUUACUGGUGUCCUUUCCUCCUGAGGAUGGCACACCCCUACAGAGAGCUUGGGGACUCAAAAACACAUUUGUUUUAGUGAUGCAGUCACACUUGUUAACACAUGACUGUGCCACCCAGGAACACCCACCUCAUCCAAAUGCGCUUUUGGCAGCCGCUGCCUUCAGCUGGCGCCUGAUUGUUCUCGGUGCUGGGGAGGUGCUCGGAAAUAGCUCCGUGCCAAAUUGUUUUCUCCAGCAGUUACAAACUCAGCACGUUAUUUCUAGGCAAGUACACAUUACUACUCGACCUUUGCACGUCACAUUCCCCUCGCAGAAGAGAAAAAGAAAAUCACUGCUGUAGCUGCUGCUGAAAACAAAA